AAAGAAGCUGCGUCUGGAAUGUGAGCAUGUGACUAUUAACCUAUUCUCUCAUUAUAUGUUUGCUUAAAAAUGUGAGCAUGUGACUAUUCACCUAUCCUCUCAUUAAACGUUUUUAUAAUAUUUUGAUUGUUCUGAUAUGGUAUUUCUCAUUAUUUGAUAACAAUUUGUGGAAGCUGGGAAUUGACUUGAAUGGUGGCUAGCGCUUGCUUUGAUCCAAAUUGCCGUCAACUUUUAAUCAAUACUAAUCAACUUUUUGUGUAAUUGUGAAGUGAGAGAUGAAGACUCUUUUAUGCUUCAUUGCUGUGCUGUCCAUUACUGGUACACAAGGACAAGAUGACAAUCCUACGAGUGCCUUGAAUGGGUUUCUGGUGAAUGAUGAGAGAUGUGGAACUCAACCUGCUAUACAGCCAGACCCUUCCUACACGCCCUAUCCCGACAAACUACAACUUGUUGAAAAAGGAGAAUUUCCUUGGUUGGUGUGGGUUUCUAUACAAGAUCCGGAGCCGAAGACUUUUGAUCCACUUAAUGGUGAAGAUUUCACGAGAUGUAUGGGUACAAUUAUCGCCAGACGAUACGUUCUAACAGCUUCAAGCUGUCUCGCCAAUUAUGCAGCUCUAGGAAAGAAUCCUGAGGAAUUGAGUGGUGCUGUUGUGGGUGCCGGAUUUCUUGAUCCUACUGCACCAUGGAGUUGUAAAAAUGGAGAAUGCCCUGAAAAUAUUUACCUCGCCAGAUCUGCGUUAACUAUGGACGAUUUUGGAGCAGCUGAUAAAGCAAAUAAUAUUGCACUGAUUGUUACUGCGAAAGACAUAGUUUUCAAUGAUUACGUACUACCGAUUUGCAUGCUGCAUGACGAACUGCUCUAUUCGCAGAAAUUUUGGGGUGAACGCGGAGUUAGGGUGACUGGAUGGGGCCACAAAAACGAAGAAAGCCGCCGCCACAACAGACUGAUGCAAGCACCAGCGGAGAUUUUCACGGAGGAAGAAAACAAAAUUUUCCACAGAAAUCAUCUGCCGGAUUCGAUGCGGAGCAAAGAGGUUUACUACUCGUUUUUUGGCGUGGGAGGCAAUGAAGAUGAAGUCUACACUGACGAGGACAUCGGAGGUCCGUUCAUGAUCAAGAAACUGAUCGAGUACUCAGAUUCUCCGCGCUAUUAUCUGUUGGGGAUUCGUUCCUUCAAGGCGGAGGAAUCUCUGCCGCCUCACCACUCUACAUUCGUCUACACCAGGGUCGGCUACCAUCAAAAGUGGAUACUUGAUCAUUUGUCUCCAGUCCACUAGUGACUUUGAGCUCUUUAUAUACCCUAUUUAAAAAGUCAACGGAUUUUCAUUGAAACCAAUUUGAGAAAAAGAACCUUUCCCACUCUGUGAAUGUUUGGAUUUGAUCUUUCUGUCAUUGACGCUAUGCAGCAUUUUUAUGGAAACAUUUUGAGAAAUAUUACAAAUACCCCACUGGAAAUAUUGGUGUUUCAGCAUCAAGAUCGUUUUUUCUUCAAUUUGUGUAUGAUUUUGAAGUUGUAAAACAUUUUGAAAAAUAAAUAUUUCACCACACUUUGGAAAUUGGGGUUUGAAUUGCUUCUUGAUCCU
Nilaparvata lugens (brown planthopper) is the source of this 1583-nucleotide messenger RNA. Its product is annotated as CLIP domain-containing serine protease 14D. Gene Ontology annotation, molecular function: serine-type endopeptidase activity. Gene Ontology annotation, biological process: proteolysis. NCBI's taxonomy places the organism in Eukaryota, Metazoa, Arthropoda, Insecta, Hemiptera, Delphacidae. The transcript is spliced from 7 exons. The record is from RefSeq and is a predicted model, not a curated record. Bases 276 to 1277 code for a protein of 333 amino acids.